CGCCCCGCCCGCGUCUACGCCAUGGCGCCUUCCCCAGCAGCGCUGCCUCGAAUCCUCUACGCGGGCGCCCGGGCCCCGUCGCGCUGGCUGGGCCUCCUCGGGAAGGCGACCCCAGGGCCUGCUUGGCCGAGCUGCAGGACGCUUGGAAGCGCGGCGGCCCCCGCGAUCGGCGAGCCCGAGGACGGCAGCGAUUUGCAGGACAAGAUUCUGAACGAGCCCCUCAAGCACUCUGACUUCUUCAAUGUCAAGGAACUGUUUUCCGUGAGAAGCCUCUUCGAUGCCCGAGUACACCUGGGACACAAAGCUGGCUGUCGGCACAGGUUUAUGGAGCCGUACAUCUUUGGGUGCCGCCUGGACCAGGACAUCAUCGACUUGGAACAGACGGCCACGCACCUCCAGCUGGCCCUGAACUUCACCGCCCACAUGGCCUACCGCAAGGGCAUCAUCCUGUUCAUAAGCCGCAACCGGCAGUUCUCCUACCUGAUUGAGAACCUGGCCCGCGACUGCGGUGAGUACGCCCACACUCGCUACUUCACGGGCGGCCUGCUGACCAAUGCGCCCCUGCUCUUCGGCCCCGGGGUCCGCCUGCCCGACCUCAUCAUCUUCCUGCACACACUCAACAACGUCUUUGAGCCCCACAUAGCUGUGAGAGACGCAGCCAAGAUGAACAUCCCCACCGUGGGCAUCGUGGACACCAACUGCAACCCCUGCCUGGUCACCUACCCCGUCCCUGGCAACGACGACUCGCCGCCGGCCGUCCACCUCUACUGCAGGCUCUUCCGGACUGCCAUCACCCGGGCCAAGGAGAAGCGGCGGCAGGUCGAGGCCCUGUACCGCCUGCAGGGCCAGAAGGAGUCCGGAGCCCAGGGCCCAGCCCACCCUCCCGGGGCCGACGCAAACCGCUCCCUGUGAUGUCCACCCUCCUCCUCUCUAAGCAAACCGCGGCCCAGCCUGUCCGAGCUGAGCCCCUUCCCCAGCCCUGGGUCAGCGGCAUCCUUUGUCCUACGUGUGACUUAGUAGAUGUCACGGUGCAGACCUCCACCGUCCCACCGCAGAACCAGGGGCUGAGCAGACCGACGUUGCCGUCUGCAUCUGCUUUAUGGGGAACAGAGCAGAGGGUGAACGACAUGCCAGGCGGCCCCUGGCUGCAGUUAGGACUGGAGCCUGCCGCCUCCAGGGCUGCUGCGGUCCCUGCAACCCGAGCAGCCCUCCCUCACCCUGACCGUGACCUUCGUCAGGAAGGUGUGGUUUUUCUUCUCAGUCUCAGUGCUUUCAGGUGGGCUGCUUUCUUGUCUGCCUGGUUCCAGGGGCUGUUUCGGAAUGAGACGCUGCAGGCAAGCUCCCAGCUGGGUUGGUGGGACAGCCAGGCCAAGCAGAUGACCUGAUUCCGGCAAAAAUAAAACUCAGAUUUGGGCAAAAUG
Saimiri boliviensis boliviensis (Bolivian squirrel monkey) is the source of this 1421-nucleotide messenger RNA. It is a transcript of the gene MRPS2, whose product is annotated as mitochondrial ribosomal protein S2. Gene Ontology annotation, cellular component: ribosome; mitochondrial small ribosomal subunit. NCBI's taxonomy places the organism in Eukaryota, Metazoa, Chordata, Mammalia, Primates, Cebidae. Gene Ontology annotation, molecular function: structural constituent of ribosome. The record is from RefSeq and is a predicted model, not a curated record. Gene Ontology annotation, biological process: translation.